CCAAAGGUCUCGUGGUUCCGACGUGCAAAGCUAGGAGGAGGAGAGGAGGGGAAGCCUUUUUAUUCACAGAGAGCUUGCUAUUCCAGCUUCCGGCCUGCGCCAAAGAUGGUGAAGCUUGCCUUCGGUAGCGUCGGCGACUCGUUAAGCGUGGGGUCACUGAAGGCGUACUUGGCUGAGUUCAUCGCCACCCUCCUCUUCGUGUUCGCGGGCGUUGGCUCUGCAAUUGCUUAUGCGAAGCUGACGGCGGAUGCGGCGCUGGACCCGGCAGGCCUGGUGGCGGUCGCCGUCGCCCACGCCUUCGGGCUCUUUGUGGGGGUCUCGAUGGCGGCCAACAUCUCCGGCGGUCACCUCAACCCCGCCGUCACCUUCGGCCUCGCGGUCGGCGGCCACAUCACCAUCCUCACCGGCAUCUUCUACUGGGUCGCCCAGCUCCUCGGCUCCACCGUGGCCUGUCUCCUCCUCAAGUUCGUCACCGGUGGCAAGGCGAUCCCGACGCACGGGGUGGCGGCGGGGAUGAAUGAGUUGGAGGGGGUGGUGAUGGAGGUGGUGAUCACCUUCGCGCUGGUGUACACCGUCUACGCGACGGCGGCUGACCCCAAGAAGGGCUCGCUCGGGACGGUGGCCCCCAUCGCCAUCGGCUUCAUCGUCGGGGCCAACAUACUCGCCGCCGGCCCAUUCAGCGGUGGCUCCAUGAACCCCGCCCGCUCCUUCGGACCGGCGGUGGCGGCCGGGAAUUUCGCCGGCAACUGGGUUUAUUGGGUGGGCCCGCUCAUCGGCGGUGGACUGGCUGGGCUCAUCUACGGAGACAUCUUUAUUGCGUCCUAUCAACCGGUUCCGGCCCAGGAAUACCCGUAGGCACGUUUGACUAAACUGUUGGAUUUCUAGUCUCUGUCUCGUUUCGUGUUUCGUGUUUCUGCUUGUAUUAUCAUAAUAAAUGUACAUAUAAGAGUACACAACGUGGGACCUGUAAAAGAUAUGUAUGUCAAGUGUGAUCCAAUUAAUCAUUUGGUUUCUUGCUUGAGCUGUCUGCUGGGCCUGCCUCCCCAGCCCA
Elaeis guineensis (African oil palm) is the source of this 1051-nucleotide messenger RNA. Its product is annotated as probable aquaporin TIP2-1. Gene Ontology annotation, cellular component: plant-type vacuole membrane. Gene Ontology annotation, biological process: water transport; transmembrane transport. The record is from RefSeq and is a predicted model, not a curated record. NCBI's taxonomy places the organism in Eukaryota, Viridiplantae, Streptophyta, Magnoliopsida, Arecales, Arecaceae. Gene Ontology annotation, molecular function: water channel activity.